Molecule: messenger RNA, 5934 nt
Organism: Gasterosteus aculeatus aculeatus (three-spined stickleback)
Lineage: Eukaryota; Metazoa; Chordata; Actinopteri; Perciformes; Gasterosteidae
Product: zinc finger protein 592-like
Source: RefSeq, a predicted model, not a curated record
AUUUAUAUCUGGAUGAUACAGCAACAAAACGCCAUUGAAGCAACCAGUCAAAACGGAUUGAAGAAUGGGGAGCCAAACAAAGGAGUCAUGUUUUGCUGGUGAACUCAAUCAUUUCUCAUGAAUUUGAGUGUAAUAGCUGUAGCUAAGCAGAACACACAGCACCAGAGCAACACCACCCAAUUGUCACUUAGUUAACAGCAUUUGAAUCAUGGACAGAGUUUUAAAUUGCAGCUCACUGUGUGCAGUGCAAUGUUCCCCAUUUUAUUUAUUUGGACUUCACCAGGGAAGCUCAUGUUGCCCCGUAUGGAUUAGUUAGGGGGUCCAUAAUACAUUUUACCAGAGGCCUUAAUAUGUUAACACCAAUGCGUGCUCCAGGCCUGGGAAGUCACCAGGCGGUUAUGGAGCCGCCUCUCGUCUGUAAGACAUCGCUGAGGGCUUGAGUCGCCCAUCUAACGGAACAGGAAAACGAAGUUAACGCUAGUAGCUAUUAGCUCGUAGCCUAGCUAUGAAACCCUUCUAGCGACAAACCUAGCUUGCCAACACUAAGCGUCUACAGCUUACUAGCCUUACAGCUGAUUAACUAGAGCUGGUAAACACAACCGGAUCAAAUGGUUAAUGCGACUGUGCAGCCAUGGGUGACAUGAAAACCCCCGACUUCGAUGAUCUGCUGGCAGCAUUUGACAUCCCAGAUGCCACUGGGUUGGAUGCCAAGGAGCCCAUCCAGGGAAGCCACGAAGAGACGGUCAGUCCGCUGAAACACACGGGGAUGUGUCUCGAUGACAGCUUACUGAGUAACCAAGCUGUCAUCGCAGAAGAUAUUCCCGCUGUAAGUGUAAUCGUGAAAAACACAAGUCGCCAGGAGUCGUUGGAAGAUUUCGAACCGGCUUCGCAAAAUGGAUUCAGUGGACACGAGACCUCCACAUGCUCUGUUGAGGCAACCAACACUUUAUUUUCUAAAUCGUUUGUCUCUGGUUUGAAUGGGGAUCAUUCAAGAGAGCUUUUUGGAAAUGCGUCUAUUCAUCCCAAACCUGAUGGAACAGCAAUAUUUUCCCAGACACUUUCUGAUUUUAGUCCCAUCUCCAGCCCUGAGCCUGAAGACACUCUGUGCAGUAGAAAUGAAAUGCAUCCAAAACAAGACAGACCCGGUUUCCCUGAAGCUUCAGAAUUUGUACACUCUUCCAUCCUGGAAAAUCCCCCCAAAAUGGACUUCAGCGUGUUCGAUGACUGCCAAAAGGACUAUAUUCCCAUGAACACUGAGAGGAGUAGAGAGGAAAGAAGUACAAGCGAAGAGUCUUCUGACAACCGUGUGACAGAUAAAACACUUGGAUUACACAGUGCACUUCCCCCACCAGGGGUUAACCAGAGCUGUAAUGAGCCCAGCGGUAACUCGGAAACCACAUCGGAUGCCCCAACUUAUCCACAUGUCAAAUCUCAGACAUCUAAAUUAUCUUCUUGCUUUGGGGCUCUGGUCGCUCUAAAUGCUAGAGAAGAUCCCAGCGAGCAGAAAACUCCCAGCGAGUCCUCCGCUGUACGGAAUGACUCUACAAAAGCGCCCUCCAGCGUGCCUAUAUCCCCGCAGAGUCCACUUGAAGCUGUGAAACGGUUCUGGAAACCCUCCGACAGUCCCGUAAGCAUAUGCAGUGACAGUAGUGGCAAAGCAUCCCCGGCGGUGGCAACUGGGUCGCCCCCUGCCAUACCGAGGGUAAGAAUUAAAACCAUCAAAACCACAACUGGGCAGAUCAAGCAUACAGUCACCAGCGUUCUGCCUGAUUCGGAAACCGAUGAAAAUAACUCCGCGUAUGAAGCUUCUCCCUCUCAGAGUCUGAUUAGUGAAGAUUCUUCCUGCAACGUGUCUCCUCGUCAGUCUCAAAGUGCGUCCGUUGAUAGGAUUGUUGGCGCGCAAACCAAACGUACGCCGGAAAGUACGUCUUCACCAAGAGCUUUAGUCAAACAAUCAGGGGUCAACUCCCGGAGGUCAGGCACAACACAUUGUGCCACAUUAUUCCAUAAGACUGGUGGUCUGGUCAAGCAUUCUGCUGCACAGCAGGGGCAGAAACUAAAGAGAGGCUCGGCUACAAGAGGCCCAAGUACCACCAGUUUCCUUCCCAAAGCAAUGCACUUAGCUAGCCUGAACCUGGUCCCUCACAGCGUGGCUGCUUCUGCGGCGGCGCGAUCCACGCCUCAUCCUCAAAGCCAACGCGCGCCGACCUCCGCGGUCGACAGCACCGUCCCGCUUGUGCACCAAGUCAAAUUGCCCAGCCCGUGUGCUCGCGCGUCCGUUACCAACACAGAGGCGGUAACCUUAAACAGACGGUUGAACCGUGCCAAUCCUGUGCCUACGUACGUGCCCGACCUGAACCCCCCGCCAGACAGCAACAUCAACCUACCGGCGCGCGGGUACUGCUGCCUCGAGUGCGGGGACUCCUUCGGGCUGGAGAGUAGCCUCGCGUAUCACUACAGCAGGAGGAGUGUUCACAUUGAAGUCGGAUGCACACACUGUGGAAAGACAAUGGUGUUCUUCAACAAGUGUGCCUUGCUGGCGCAUGCGAGGGAGCACAAGAACAGCGGCGUGAUGAUGCAGUGCACGCAGCUCCAAAUGAAACCCAUCGCAGAGGAGCUGAUGUUUGUGCCUCAGAGUGCCGUGAAUGUGGACUCUCACGACUCGCCGUCGCGUAAAGGUCAGCCUGUCCUGCCCCUGUAUCCAGACAGCGCCAUGCAGCGCCAGCGCCGUUGCCUGGAGUGUAGCAAGCAGUUUCCUGACCACAAAGCACUGGCGUGCCACUACCAGAGGCCGGCAGAAGAAGGGGAAGGACUUAUGUGCAAGGUGUGCUCGAUGUUAUUGCCCAACAAGUGCAGCUUUAGGGCUCACCAGCGCAUCCACGCACACAAGUCCCCUUACUGCUGUCCCGAGUGUGGCGCCCAGCGUCGUUCUGCAGACAUACAGAAACAUGUCAGGGAAAACUGUCUGCACUAUGCUCGCAAAGCUUGGUACAAAUGUCUUCACUGCGAUAUGGUGUUCAAAACCCUUCAACCCUGCGAAGUGUAUUUAAAAAAUAAACACAGCGGAAGCAAAGUGUCCCCUCUGACAAUCUUUAAGUGUUCAUGUGAGAUGGUUUUCAAGAAAAAGCAGUCGCUGCUGCAGCAUUUCCAUCAAAACGCCAGCAAGCGUGUUACGUGUGUAUUCAAGUGUCCCGAAUGCAACUCGGUCUUUCCACAAAAGCAGUUGUUAAUGCAUCACUUCAAGGGAGUUCACGUAGGAAACACGACAGCAGAGACGGAACGGACAAGUGAACAGACGGACAAUCCCGACUGCAACCAGGAUGCUAAUUCUGUUCAGCAACAGAAGACGCAGUGCCCGGUUAAACACACAGAGGGCCCCAGAAAAGAGGCUGAGCGGGACAGAAGCCCUCGUGGGAAGCCCACUGGCUGGACAUGUGGCGAAUGUCUCCAGUGGUUCCCUGAACGGGACUCUUAUGUUGCUCACGUGAAGACCAACCACAAGAAGUCAGUUAAGAAGUAUCCAUGUCGACAUUGCGAGCAGUCUUUCAACUCUACAACCAGUCUGAGAAGACACAUUCGCAGUGACCAUGAUGGAAAAAAGAAAAUUUACACUUGCUGGUAUUGCACGGACACCAAGACCACAUUCACCACCAGCGUCAUGUUGAAGAACCACAUCAGUUUAAUGCACGGAAUCAAAAAUCCGGAUCUUAGCCAAAUGCCGAAAACAACCGUCCAGGAUUCAAAAAAGGCUUUUGGCAAGGGGCUCUUAUCAGAGCGACCCGCCGUAGACACACAGGUGGAGGCGCAGGAGGGCGCUCGCGGUCUUGGCGCUCCUCCAGCGAAACGUCUGAAGACUCAGUUCCGCUGUUCAAAAUGUGGCUUCGUCACAGAUGACGGUGCACAGUUCCAGCGGCACAUACCGCAGCAUAAAACGGACAAAAGCACCCCGCAGUGCCGUCACUGCGGCCUGUGUUUCACGUCUCCGUCGUCCCUCAACAGACAUCGUUUCAUCGUGCACAAAGUCAAAGAAACAGAGGGGGUGGGGAAAAGAGGAGAGGAGGUCGGGUCGAGGCAGAAGGUGCAGGUUGAUGAGCCAGUUAGAUCAGCGGACAGGGACGAGGUCGAUGACUUGUUGCCGGGCCGAAACGAACCUGAGCCCCCGCGAGUAGCAGAGCGAGUGAGUCCGGGUCCCUGUGACGAGACCCCGGACGGUAAUGUGAAACAAGGCGCACACUCUCCGAUACAGGCGGCAUCUCUCCCGUAGGGAGACUCCUUCUGCUUUAGUAUCUUCAGUGUUCAUGUGAACGUAACGAGGGGUUGAUGUUCUGUAUGUUCGGCCAAUUCAAUUCAAUUUUAUUUCAGUUAUUCAGAGGCUGUGCAGUCUAUUCAAGCACAUCCUUGACAAUUAAUAAAGGACGCUAUUUUCAUGAAUGAGAGGACAAAUUAAAAUUAAGUUUUCGAUUGCUUUUACUUAACUUUGCAUGUUGGUAAUGUAUUCAUCUUGCCACGCAGACUUAUUACACCUGAAGCUUUUCUUAUAGAUAUUAUUUGUUCUUUCCCGGAAUGUUCCAUCCACCUUGACGCGAGACACCGCAUGGUCGUCAUUUUUUAGUUUUAGUAUUGAUCGAUGUCAAAGGGAAGAGGUGGAUUUUGGCCUUUUUGUCAUCAACUUUUAUUUCAAAGGCUUUUUUGUAUUUAAUACCGCACAUUAUUACCUGAAUGGUAUCCAGGUUGCAGUUUCUAUGUUAUGACUGUUGCGAAUAAUUUGCAGUACAAAGCUAGAUUUGUAGUUGCCACUUAUUAGAAAACAUGCUAUAGUUCGGUGUUCAUUUAAAGUAAAAUCUCUGCAUUCUUGGUAAACCGUUAAUUGUAAAACAAUCCUGAUUUAAAUACAGAAGAGUUGUCUUGCUAAGCAAAGCCUACUAAGACUUUCUUUUGCGUAUUUACGCAUUUUGCUUUGCUGGCAAAUGCUUUUGAGUCUUUAGGUGAACGUGUUUGAGUCAUGGGUGCAUGUGUUGUCCCAAAUCUGUGCUUUUACGUGUAUUUUGUGAACGAGUGUUAAGGUGAAGCUUGGAGAGGUAUGUGUGAGGUGUGUGUGGUGCAGCAGUAUUGAAAAUACCUCAAAUUGCCACAAGUGUAUUUUUCAGGCAAGUGAACGUUGAUGUCAAAUCAGGGUACAUUGUUCUGGAGGAUCCAGAGCAGGUGUGUGAAAGUGAAGUUUGGCGGCAUAUUGGAGAUGGUGUUUUUUUAAAUCGGGACCUGUUGACAUAAUGACGAUAACAUUACUAGCGUGAUCAGUAGAGUUUGUUAAUUCUCUAAUGAUUUUGGAAUGACGCAGCGAGCGGAGGGUACUUCGGUUUGCACGUCCUGAUUUGUAAAAGCAGCACCUCCCUGAUUUGUUUUGAAUAUGUGACAGUUCCUACCUCCAUGUUUAAUGGCAGUGAUUGUUAAAAAAAAAGAGUUGAGGAGUUGCAGGUAACCUCAGUGCAAUGUAAAGAAAAAAUAGUUUGUGAAAUGUACUAUCCCACAUUAUUGAAUUUUAUAAAUUAUUUGGGGAAUGACGUCAAGGUUAUAUGGUCAUAUUGACUUAACCCGCAAGUGAACUUUUCUAUUUAAGUGCUGUGUAAGCACUUUGUUCCUCUGUAAUCUUACAUCCUUCAUUUACCCAGCUGCAGCUGUUGAACUGCAGAAACUGAAAAGAAUCUCACUAUUUGUUCCUUUUUAAUGCUUGUUGAAAGGUAUUUGUACUUUUGAUAUUGUGUAAAGCAAAGUCUCAAGUAGGAAAGUAACAUGUGUACAUAAGUAGCCAAUGAACCCCACGACUCUCAGCAUUUCUUAAGCCAUUACGUCUGUUCAGCAUGCGGUGGCACAUGUGCCUUGCUGUAAUGUUUACGUCAAAGUACCUAGAAAUAAAUUGGUGCAUUUAAUUAUCUA